ACUACAUGGACCUUGUACGCCUGGUUAUCUUCGGAGCGCAGCCGGACAACCACGAGUCAGCCACGGUAAAUGUCGUACUGCGAUGUAACAUGCCGGGUAAGCCCGGCGCGUAGCCCAGACCUCUUGGCGGCCUCGAGCGUGUAAGUGGCAAUUCGAGAGAGCACCGCUUUUCCUCUAUGUUGCUCGAUGGUCGAUGGGCGUAACUCCUGCCAGAAGACAACAGAGCGCGCGCACGCUGCGGUAAGCACACAACUUGUCAUUUCUGUGCAGCACAACCGAGGCGUCUUCAUCGGCGAAACGACACGCCUAAACCAGUGCGAGAAAGUACAUAUGGUUUAUUAUUCAUACAGAGGCCUUCGACUGCCAUCGGCGCAUGUGUGCAACUAAGACAGUUGACCUUCGAAGGCAGCGUCUGCUGCUCCUUUCUUUUGCGAAGCGAACGCCGGCGAACUAAAGAAGGCCGUCGUGAGGUCGAGCAUUCGGUCUGAACCGAGGUUGUGAAGGGGCCGAGGAUUGGAGCUCCCAAGGACAACUGCGCCUAACCGCGCACUGGAGCGGCAUACACCAGCACCGGCACCGACUACUAACUACAGCACCGGCCACGGUGGUGCCGUCGUCGACGCGGCUGGAAUGCAACAGGAACCGGUGCACGCCGUUUUGUUCGACUGCGCCCGGCCACGCUCGAACUGGCAGCGAGGAUGCGCGUUCCCCGUCGCCGACGUCGCCGUCACUGCAGAGCCCGGCCGCGGUGAUCAUCACGGCCGGUGUGUGUGUGCCGUCUGUUGCUGCACACACACACACACACGGCAUGUACGCGUAUACGCACGUACCGCGAGAGCAGCGUACACGUCGCCGAGGCCGCGAUCGCUCGCCCGCCCACUGCUGCUGCUGCUGCGACUCUCGGCCUGACUGCAGCUGUGCCUGAUACACACGAGCGCAGUCACGUACGUACGAGAGAAGAGCCAAACCGAGUGUCAUGUGACUACCUCUGUUUUUUUAGCCGAGCGUUCUGCUGCCUGUUCCAUACGUUGUGAUCAAAGACGUGAUGGUGUUCUUUCGGACGCCUUGUGGUCUCAGAGAAGAACCGUACCGUGACCCUUCGUGAAGUUGGCUUCUGGAACGUGUUUGUAAUCUUUCUGGUGCCACGAACUGUCGCAUCUGCGGCGCCGAUUAUUCUGAGCGGACAUAUUGAGCGUGAUGGAGAACUACCGGCAGUCGACGCUGAGCCGGCUGACGGCCUGGUGCCUCUGGUUCGGCCACCUCAUUCUGCACCCGACCAGUGCCUGGAAGUCGAGCACGCUGUGGCACAAAGUGCAGCUAUUCUUCUGCUACGUUCUCAGCUGUAUAUCUGUGGGCUACCACGAGAAGAAGACACUGCUCGAGUGGGUAAGGAGCCGCGUGAAAAAUUAUCCCGUUCCUGACAACUUCUCUUCGGGCUGGAAGGACGGCAUCCUGCUGUGCGCGCUGCUCGAUUCCAUGUACCCGGGCUCGUGUCCUCGCUACGACCUGCUCAACGCUGAUAACUGCAUCAGCAACGCUCAGCUGGCCUUCUUUCUCCUGGAGAAGCACACGCCCAUUAGACCGGACAUCACCGCAGAGGAGCUGGCUGAAGGCAGCCCCAACAUCGAGAAGGCUGUGCGUGCCAUUGUUUCUCGGCUGAAGGUGAUAUCCGCCAAGGCUCAGCUGCAACAGGCACUGGGCAAACGGCCUUCCAUAAAGGACGACGGCGGCGAGGACUCUAGCAGCCUGGUGGCGCGCAAGAACUGCUUCGCCAAGGGCAUGGGCCUCAUCCUCGCCGUGCGAGGACGCAAGGCCAGCUUCAACGUGUUCACCAAGUCCACCAGCAACUUCUGCAUCGUUGUCGAAAUCCGCGGUCCCGACAACACGGUCUGCAAGGAAAUCAUCACCAACAAGUCACCGCGACGCAAGGUCACCGCGAGUAGCCCGGAGGCCGACAAAAGUGCGCUGAACGGAGCUGGUCAGGACGACAAGAAGAUCCUGAUCGAGUAUGACAUCCAUCCGGGUAUGGUGGCCGUCAAGUACACGCCCGUUCUUAAAGGCAAGCAUCAGCUGAGCAUCAUCUGGCACGGACAGCACCUAGCCGGAAGCCCGUUCACGGUGAACGUGGACGACUCUACCGACUACGCGGACGACUUGCUGCUCCAGAGACAGGACUCGGUCGACUCGCAGAGCUCCGAGAAAGAGGACAAGCUUUACCCGGCUCCAGCGAGCCCCACCUCGGCAGCGCAGCUCAAAGGAAAGAUCAAAAGGCGCCGUGUGUUGCGCAGGAUCGUCAACGUCAACGGCCAGGACGUCGUCAUCGAAGGAGAUGACAAGGACAAGCUCUGCGAGGUACUACGGUCCUUGUCAUCCAACGUGUUCAGGCAGAACGGAGGCGACUAUAGCUCGGGACGCGAGAAGCGCACCACUGCGACGGCCGACGGCACGCGCGUCGCCAAGCCUUUCUUCUCGCCCAUGACCAGUCCUGAGUCGUCUCCAGACACCUACAGCUACGUGGACUACGGCAGCAAAUCCCUGUGGGAGCGGUCCAAGCACGCUCCUUCUAAGCUCGCGAUGCCAGAGAUCAUCGUCUCCUCGUGCAGUCCGCACGCUAGCGAAGAAGAGCGCACUCCGGAGAUCGUCGCUGAAGCUUCGGUAGACCGGCGCUGUCCAGAUGCGCUCAGCGGAAGAGCGUCCCCGACUGUCAAGGUUUCACUGAGUGGCAGAGCUUCUCCGUGUGGGACAGUGUCCCCGAGCGGAACUAUCACUCCGAGUGGAAGAGUGUCCCCUGCCGGGACGCUCACUCCGAGCGGCAGGACGUCGCCCUGUGGAAGGACAUCCCCGAGCGCAUUUCCUGAGAUCAGUGAUUUAGACGACCUUUCUUCCGCCACACUAAACUCCCCAAGCGGAGGAAGCAGUGCUGCGAUGGCACUCUUUGUGAGCGAUAUGUUGCGUCAAGAGACGGCGGUGUCCUACAAUGAGGCAUCGCACGAGCUGGAGAUGGUUGCACAUCUGCCCUCAGAUGGUGAAGGCGGAGAUGGAGCGUUCGUCGGAGUGGAGUCACAUGCAGUGAACAAUGACUUUGCGGAGUGCGCUGCGCACAAGCAGCUGGAGAGGACCUUAUCAAUCAUAUCAGAGGAGAGCGACAAGUCGCCUUCCGAUCAAAUGGAGUCGCCGGAAUCGGUGGAUGCCGCAGACAAGAUCGACACCCCACCUUCGUAUGAGUACGCCGUUGCUGAAGCAGACGGCGACCUCAAGCCUAGUCAGCUGCAACCAGAUGAGACUGCCUUCGCGAGCCGUCCUGUUCCCUCUGAAAGACAUAGCCGGAUGUCGGUUCUCGAGAGAGCGAGAUCGCUAGAGAGUGCGUACCCUCAGCCGCCUCCUGUGCAGAGGCAGCUGUCUCAGUUUGACGUGUCGUUGUCUCAGCAAACUACGUUGUCAAAACUUGACGAGUUAUACCUCGACACUGUGAAACUGAAGCAAUUCUUCACUGAAAACUUCAAGAGGACAAUGCAAACAAGCAGCACUACGCAUACACUAAUCUCCUCGGGGGAUCGCGAUGAGUUCGUGUCCGUGAGGGACAUGGUCAAAGUUUGGGAACAUCGGCAAAGCCCGAACCAGUGCGGUAGCCCUGAGCAGAUCAGCCCACGCGGCGAUGGCAGCAACGGACGACAGAACGUCGAGAGGAGGUUUAGAGUAACACAGGUCGCAGCUUCUAGUAAGGAGAACGAACCAGAUUUAGUCAAAGACGCUAUUCAUCCGCAAGCUGCUCGUCGUCAAGUCCCGCGCUCGGUGGACAGUGCCGACGGUUCCAGUGAUCAGUCAUCAGAGGACAAAGGGACGACCACCUCAAGUGACAGAGCGCUGUACAGCAAGACGCAGCGUCAGCGCAGAUGCAACACGCAGGACACCCUCCGGUUUCCCGACAACUGUAGAGUGGAUCGCCACGGCAACACAUGCCGUUCACCGACGGAAAUGGACAGGACCCCGGCCGCACAGCAUGGCUCCGACAAGGCAGAUCGAGGUUCUGCCGCCGUCUGUUGCGACGUCAACGGCACCAGCAGCAGCAGCAGCACUGCGCAUCCCACGACGCGACCCGUCAGCCCGACGCUAGCCGCAUUGCGGAAACGAAACGCCCCUCUGUGCGACUUUCGCGACAGUCAUCUACGACAACACGAUUUUUACCGGAAACCUUCGUACGAGUUUUGGUUCGGCGCUCGCAGUAGCGAAAAAGGGGGCGGCGAGGGCAGCCGCGCCACCGAGAACGACGACCGAGAUUGCCUACUCGGGAGGCAUCCUUCAAUGGCGGCAGGCCGGUCGGACGAAGAUGCUUCCGAAGAGGAGGAGAAGGAUGCCGAAUCCGAGGACGGCAGUGCUUACUGUUCUUCGUGCGAGUACGGUUCCGAAUACAUUGACGACGACUCACUGCACGACUGUUCCCUGAUCCUGGAAUCCUACGCCUCGUUCGAGCUGGUCAAAUCCUCGAGCGAAGUGGUGGGCGGCCUCUACUACGACUGCAGGGAGCCAGACGACGAGCUGUUCGCCGAGCCAACUUCUCGCCCCGAGAAGUGCGUGGCUUCCGGUGCACGGCUCUACUUCGGACAGGUCGGCGCCGAAAAUCACUUCCAGGUCAGCACGAAGGACGCCGGCAAGGGACCCCUCUCGGUCAGCGUGCUAGGCCCCAACGCCAGCUCCGUCAUAAACGUUUCGGUCAGCUACUUCGGCCAAGACAAGUACAGAGUCACGUACAGAGUCAUCGAACCAGGAUACUACAUCAUCCACAUCAAGUGGGCCGAUUGGUCCUUACCGGACAGUCCAGUGAUGUGCAAAGUGACUGCGUGAGCCUAGCGCGUCGGAUGCUCUCGGAACAACGCAGACUCGCUGCGAGCACUGGUCAACACCGCAGUUCUCGCGGAACUCCUGUUCGAGAAUGCAUACAUGCGCCGUUUCGGUCUUACGUUCCUCUACGCAACGGAAGGGUUGCAUGUGCAGUGUACAGAAACUCCCGAUCACGAAACCUUAAUUUAUUGCGAGUCAUUCGCACACAUCUCAUCCAUUCACCGCCAAAUAAAGCAUUCAUGAUAUAUUUACUAUGCA
This is a messenger RNA of Dermacentor andersoni, 5097 nucleotides long. RefSeq lists its product as uncharacterized. The record is from RefSeq and is a predicted model, not a curated record. Gene Ontology annotation, biological process: actin cytoskeleton organization. Gene Ontology annotation, molecular function: actin filament binding. Lineage: Eukaryota; Metazoa; Arthropoda; Arachnida; Ixodida; Ixodidae.